Penicillium pulvis is the source of this 1953-nucleotide messenger RNA. Its product is annotated as putative phenol monooxygenase. Gene Ontology annotation, molecular function: FAD binding. The transcript has 5 exons. Bases 1 to 1953 code for a protein of 650 amino acids. The record is from RefSeq and is a predicted model, not a curated record. Lineage: Eukaryota; Fungi; Ascomycota; Eurotiomycetes; Eurotiales; Aspergillaceae.
AUGCCCGUCUUCACCGAAUAUUCCUCCGCGUCGCGUGAACUCCGCGUCCUCCCUUCAUUUGCACCACCACUGCCCCGUCUGGCACCCUCUGUUCCUCUGGACAGCAAGACAGAGAAGUAUGAGGUUGUGAUCGUAGGAGCUGGUCCGGCAGGACUUAUGCUGGACCUCCUACUCGCGCGAUACGGACUCAGCGACGACUCCCUCCUAUGCGUCGACUCCAAGCCAACAACACUCAAGUCCGGGCAAGCCGAUGGCCUUCAGCCACGCACUCUGGAGACACUGAAAUCAUUGGGCUUGGCAGACGAAAUUUUGACCGAGGGUUGUCAGAUGUGGCAGGUUGCCUUUUGGAACCCAUCUGCCGAUAAAGACAAGAUCAUCGAACGUACCUCCAUCGUAUCCGACGUCGCUGUUCCAGCCCGUUUCCCGCACGAAGUCACAAUCCACCAAGGUCGAAUUGAGCGAAUCCUAGAAACAGAUUUGCUCCGGUAUUCGAAGCGAGGUGUGCAGCGCAACACAAAGCUCAUCGACGUGAAGAUCGAUGAGGAGGGCGAUGCGGAAUACCCCGUCUUGGCAGAGAUCGAAACAGACGGUCAGCGUCGCACCGUGCGCUCGAAGUACUUGGUCGGCGCUGAUGGCGCGCACUCAAUGGUUCGUCGUUGCAUGGGACUUACACUCGAGGGCGAAUCACUUGAUCAUAUCUGGGGUGUGGUGGAUCUUAUUGUGGAUACUGAUUUCCCUGAUAUCAGACGCCGUUGUGCUAUUCACUCUCCUGCUGGAUCUGUGAUGGUUAUUCCGCGUGAGCGUACCGCGACUGGUGAUUAUUUGACGCGAUUAUAUGUCCAGGUGCCUGGCGAUGUGGACCCGGAUAACGAUCAGCAGGCGGGUGAUACCAGAGCGCGGAGAAGUAAAGUGACUGAGAAAACUAUUUUUGAAAAUGCUGCUAAGGCAUUUAAGCCAUAUUAUAUCCGACCGAAGACGGAUGGUGCUGUUGACUGGUGGGCGGCUUACCAGAUUGGACAGCGUGUUACCGAUAAUUUUGCGGUGAAGGAUUCGAAUGGUGUGAAUCGGGUAUUUAUUGCUGGAGAUGCUUGCCAUACACACAGUCCAAAGGCUGGCCAAGGAAUGAACGUGUCCAUGAUGGACUCAUACAACCUGGCAUGGAAACUCGCAUACUCAAUUCACGGUCUCACUCCCGCAUCCGUCAGCGGACAACCCGACCCUAUCCUCGACACAUACCAAGCUGAGCGUCACACCAUUGCCCAAGAGCUGAUUGAAUUCGACCGCGCCUUCUCUUCUAUGUUCUCUGGUCAGAUUGGUGCAUCAGAGGACGGCGUCGAAGGAUUGACCCACGAAGAGUUCCUCGAAGUAUUCAGUCGUGGCAAUGGAUUCACCAGCGGGUGUGGAAUUGAAUAUCCCGAAAACAUGGCCGUAGUCCGGAAUUUGAACGGUGACAAAAACCCAAUCAGCGGCACUGACUACCUGUCUGGACUCCUGCGCCCAGGCAGAAGGCUAUUGAAUGUGCGCCUUGUUCGACAUGCUGAUGGGUACCGCCGUGAUUUACAAGACGACUUCACUUCCAUUGGUCGUUUCCGUAUCCUGUGUCUAACAUCCUCGGAUCUGCUGAAUCCCCAGGGGAUUUCCGCUCGUACGCUAGCCGCUCUUGGUGCUAUCAUUCCUCGGUUCCCACAGACUGUUCUUGAGCAGGUUGUCGUUCACCCGAAACUUGAAAAAGAUUUUAUGUGGAAUGAAAUUCCAAGGGAAUUGAAGCAGUACUCCGAGAUGUCAUUCUAUAAUGGAUAUGAGCUGGAUGAUGUUUAUAGCACCUUUGGCGUUGAUCCAGCUCUAGGUGCGCUGGCUGUUGUUCGACCAGAUGGAUAUGUUGGCGUUGUAGCAGAAUUGGGUGACGUCAGGCGUGUGGAGCAAUAUCUGAAGACAUUAAUUCGCACAAUUUAG